This is a messenger RNA of Grammomys surdaster, 2912 nucleotides long. It is a transcript of the gene Ildr2, whose product is annotated as immunoglobulin like domain containing receptor 2. NCBI's taxonomy places the organism in Eukaryota, Metazoa, Chordata, Mammalia, Rodentia, Muridae. The coding region runs from base 1 to 2652 and encodes 883 amino acids. The record is from RefSeq and is a predicted model, not a curated record. Gene Ontology annotation, cellular component: membrane. The transcript has 11 exons. Gene Ontology annotation, biological process: pancreas development.
AUGCUGAAGAUCCAGAUGCAGGAGACAACUGGGAAACUAGAGAGGCCACACCAGGACUGCAGCUCAGACCGCAUCCCUGAGCAGUGCGGCCUCCUGACUUCCAUCCACCACUCCUGGCCCUGUCCCCAGAAGCUGCUGCUACCUCUGGGCAACACUGGUUCUCCAGUGCCCCCGCCUCUUGCACUACUUGAUCUAGAUUCGGAAACCUACGGGUUAAGAGGUCACCCUGGCCAUGCCGGGGCCAGGGGCCUACCCUCCAGCUUUGGUGGUCAGGAGGCGACUAGACUUUCUGGCUUCUGUAUUUGUAACUAUACAAAUACACAAAAGGAACCCAGAAGCCCGGAAAGACUGGCACGUGACCGAGAAACUUUGGCGGGCGGCGGCAGCGCGGGCGGCGGCGCGGCGGUCGAGCUCCCCCGCGCGGCGAGCUCUGCUGCGGGGAGGCGCUCGCCCCGCGUCGCGCAGCCUGUGCGUGCGGGAACGGCCCCCGCAGCCCAAGCGGACCCUGGAGCCGGCGGCAGCGCGCCUAUCGCAGGCGGCGGCGUCCAGCGCCCGGGGCCGGGCUGCGCGGCCAGCCCCGAGGGCUGCGGCGCCAGGGACGCGCGGGGCCCGCGCUCCACCGCCGCCUGCUGCCUCGAGGUCAUCAGGAUCCUAGAGUGCCAGCCUCUGCCCGCUUUCCCUACCCUGGAUCUGGAUGGGAAGUUGGGGAAGAUGGAUAGGGUCGUGUUGGGGUGGACCGCUGUCUUCUGGUUAACAGCCAUGGUUGAAGGCCUUCAGGUCACAGUGCCUGACAAGAAGAAGGUGGCCAUGCUCUUCCAGCCCACUGUGCUUCGCUGCCACUUCUCCACGUCCUCCCACCAGCCUGCGGUGGUGCAAUGGAAGUUCAAAUCCUACUGCCAGGAUCGCAUGGGAGAAUCCUUGGGCAUGUCUUCUCCCAGAGCCCAAGCUCUCAGCAAGAGGAACCUAGAAUGGGACCCCUACUUGGAUUGUUUAGACAGCAGAAGGACCGUCCGAGUGGUAGCUUCGAAACAGGGCUCGACUGUUACCUUGGGAGAUUUCUACAGGGGCAGAGAGAUCACGAUAGUUCAUGAUGCAGAUCUUCAGAUUGGAAAGCUCAUGUGGGGAGACAGCGGGCUCUACUACUGUAUCAUCACCACCCCUGAUGACCUGGAAGGCAAAAAUGAGGACUCUGUGGAACUGCUGGUGUUGGGCAGGACAGGGCUGCUUGCUGAUCUCUUGCCCAGUUUUGCUGUGGAGAUUAUGCCAGAGUGGGUGUUUGUCGGCCUGGUGAUCCUGGGGAUCUUCCUGUUCUUCGUGCUGGUGGGGAUCUGCUGGUGCCAAUGCUGCCCUCACAGUUGCUGCUGCUAUGUCCGCUGCCCGUGCUGCCCCGAUUCCUGCUGCUGCCCUCAGGCCUUGUAUGAAGCAGGGAAAGCAGCCAAGGCCGGGUACCCUCCCUCUGUCUCCGGUGUCCCUGGCCCCUACUCCAUUCCCUCUGUCCCUUUGGGAGGAGCCCCCUCUUCUGGCAUGCUGAUGGACAAGCCGCAUCCACCUCCCUUGGCACCAAGUGAUUCCACUGGAGGAAGCCAUAGUGUUCGCAAAGGUUACCGGAUCCAAGCUGACAAGGAGAGAGACUCCAUGAAGGUCCUGUACUAUGUGGAGAAGGAGCUGGCUCAGUUUGAUCCAGCCAGAAGGAUGAGAGGCAGAUAUAACAACACCAUCUCAGAACUCAGCUCCCUGCAUGAUGAUGACAGCAAUUUCCGCCAGGCUUACCACCAGAUGCGGAAUAAGCAGUUCCCUAUGUCUGGGGACUUGGAGAGCAAUCCGGACUACUGGUCAGGUGUCAUGGGAGGCAACAGUGGUACCAACAGGGGGCCAGCCCUGGAGUAUAACAAAGAGGAUCGUGAGAGCUUCAGGCACAGCCAGCCGCGCUCGAAAUCCGAGAUGCUGUCGCGGAAGAACUUUGCCACGGGCGUGCCAGCAGUGUCGAUGGACGAACUGGCAGCCUUCGCAGACUCCUACGGCCAGAGGUCGCGGCGCGCCAGUGGCAACAGCCACGAGGCGCGGGCGGGGAGCCGCUUCGAGCGCUCGGAGUCGCGGGCCCACGGUGCCUUCUACCAGGACGGCUCGCUGGAUGAGUACUACGGACGCGGGCGCAAUCGCGAGCCGCCGGGAGACGGAGAGCGUGGCUGGACCUACAGCCCAGCACCCGCACGCCGCCGGCCGCCGGAGGAUGCGCCUCUGCCGCGCCUGGUGAGCCGGACCCCGGGCACCGCGCCCAAGUACGAUCAUUCGUAUCUGAGCAGCGUGCUGGAGCGCCAGGCGCGGCCGGAGAGCAGCAGCCGCGGGGGCAGCCUUGAGACGCCGUCCAAGCUGGGCGCGCAGCUCGGCCCGCGCAGCGCAUCCUACUACGCCUGGUCGCCGCCAGCCACCUACAAGGCUGGGGCCAGCGAGGGCGAAGACGAGGACGACGCGGCGGACGAGGAUGCCCUGCCACCCUACAGCGAGCUGGAGCUUAACCGCGGGGAGCUGAGCCGGGGACCGUCCUACCGCGGCCGUGACCUGUCCUUCCACAGCAACUCAGAGAAGAGGAGGAAAAAGGAGCCCGCCAAGAAAUCUGGCGACUUUCCAACCAGGAUGUCCCUUGUAGUCUGAUACUUUUAAGACACCUCUCUGGAUGACUGGAAAUCAGAUGCAGACUAUGGAGACAAGACACAAAUCUGAGAGCCGGCAAGCCUAGGACCUUCUCUGGCCAGCAACCACCUUGGAAGCUUUGCUGAUCUCUGUUUUGGCAAGAGAGCCUCCUUUAAGAAGGCUGGUUUCAAAUCUUAGUGCCCAUCUAUCUUGAGGAACUUACCAGGAAAACACUGUGUGAGAACACACCAUGUAAUAACCCACCAAGUUUAUCUUGCCCC